UAGCUACGAGAUCAACGGCUGGGAUGUGCAUGAUUGGCGUAAAGGUCCACAGUUCCCUGGCAGGAAAGAGAACUUAGCGCGAGCGCUGUCAAUCAAUCUCUCAAGGCUGGAUUCUUGACCGAUUUCUCCAUUCCAGGGGCGAUAAUCCGGGCUAGCGCGCCUCCUCGUCGGCGCUGAGGCGGCGAGCAUGGAUCUAUGCUCUUCCAGGCGAGCGCGGCAAGGAUUUCCGCCCCGGCCCGUCGGGAGCGCAUUCUUGAUCCGGUGAGCGCCGCGGAGAGGAUUAGGUUGUGGCGGAUCCAUCCGGCGCGCCGGGAUGCGACGAUGAGAGGUAAGAAGCUGCUGCUAGCUCCCGGGCGCAGGAGAUCAGAGGGUUCUUGGCGGCUGGAAUCCAGGGCAAGGGUUCGUGUUGGUGGAUUGUAGCUUCGGGGCUGGAUUUUGGGGGGAAAUGGACGCUCCAGUGGCCGAGGAGGUGGAGCCGGGGCAAUGUAGUUCUUCCCUCCAGGAGCAGAUUAGAAGGCUAGAGGAGAGCCACACCAAGCUAGAACAGGAGAUGAAAAAAAUUCUAGAGGAGAGGGAGCGAGUUGUCAAGGCGCUCCGGCUCCAGCAAGAGGAAGCGUCAGCGGGGCACGUAAGAAGAUCUAUGUCCAUGUCGCCUCCUCCAAAGAACUCGUCCGGGCCGAGAAGGACGUCCUCGGAGAAGCUCUCGGACAGGGAUUUGCGCGCUGCGCUGGAUCUAAAAUCGCUUUCCAUGGCCGAGGAUCGCUACAACGACAUUCUCCAGUCCAUGGGACAGGCCGUUUAUAUGUUCACGACUUCUUCUGAGGUGACAUACUGGAACCGCAUGGCCGAGCGCUUAUAUGGCUGGUCCGCCGCCGAGGCCAUCGGUCGCGAUCUCAUUGAGCUUCUGAUCGACAAGAGCUCCGUGGAGAGCGCCACCAAGAUCUUGUCACGACUCUAUGUCGGUGAGUCGUGGGUCGGCCAGUUCUCACUCAAAAAAAAAUCCGGCGAGAUAUUUCCUGCCAUGAUGACAAACACGCCGUUUUACAACGACGGGAAGCUCGUCGGGGUGAUUUGUGUGUCGAGCGACGCACGGCCGUUUAUGAAGAGCAGGGACUUCGCGCAAGCUGAUUCGUGGCAAAUACCCUUUGCCGCGACAUUUUCAAGCCUGGCAACCAAGAUUCUAACGCACCUGCGAGGGAACGCUAUGGAGGUAAAUCCUGCUGCUGCUGGAGGAAGCAGCAGUGGUGAGGAUUUGACACAGGCUAGCAGAGUCUUCGCUGGUUUAAGAUCGAGAUCGGGGUCGUGGACGGGUCGGCUGUGGCCUUGGUCUAAUACAGAGGCAGAGUUGGCAUCUGCGGCGGCUGUUUUGCGGAAGGACGAGCAUGAACAUCCGGAGGCUCCCGCAUCAAAUCAACCGAUCGUUAGCAUGGAUGUCAAUAGUAGUAUGAGUAGCACAGGCACGGCUAGCAGUAGUUCAAGCAGGCACGUCUGGGAUGAUCUAGAAAGUCCAGAGUAUGAGAUCACUUGGGAAUCGCUCAGCUUGCACGAUAAAAUUGGUCAAGGAAGCUGUGCAACAGUUCACCGUGGGACUUGGUGUGGACUGGACGUGGCAGUGAAGGUCUUUCACGAACUUCAGUACAACGAGAGUGGCAUGGAGGACUUUCGGAAAGAGGUUUCAAUCAUGAAAAAGUUAAGACAUCCCAAUAUUGUUCUUUUCCUCGGUGCUGCCUCGACUCAGGAUCGGCUUUACAUCGUAACCGAGCUUAUGCCCAGGGGCAGUUUGUUUAAGUUGCUUCACAGAAGGCCAACGGGUUUGGAUUGGAAGCGAAAGCUGAGCAUGGCUUUGGACGUGGCUCGCGGGAUGACUUACCUUCACAACUGCACACCACCUAUAGUUCAUCGCGAUCUCAAGUCUACAAACUUACUGGUUGAUAAAAAUCUCAAAGUCAAGGUUGGAGAUUUCAGCCUUUCGCGAUUGAAGCACUCCAACUUCUUGACGGGGAACGCACGGAUGGGAACGUCGCAGUGGAUGCCCCCGGAGGUUCUCCGGAGCGAGGCUUCGAGUGAAAAGUCGGACGUGUACAGUUUCGGGGUGAUACUAUGGGAGCUGGCUACAGAAGAAGUCCCUUGGAAAGACUUGGAUCCUUUACAGGUGAUAGCGGUGGUGGGAUUUAAAGACAAAAGGAUGCCACUGCCCGAGAGCUGGAUCCAAAAUACGCAGCCACGAUACAAGACUGUUGGAAAAGUGCUUGGGAAGAACGCCCAAGUUUCGAGGAGCUCACAGUGAGACUCAAGGAGAUGCUAAUCGCCGCGACGAGAGACUCAUAGCGUUCCAUUUGUAACUUGUAUGUUUGUUGAUAGCUUCCUUUGUUUGAAAGGAGGGGCAUAUGCUCAUUGCGCAAUGAAGGAUAUUCUUUGGCUUCC
Messenger RNA from Selaginella moellendorffii, 2424 nucleotides. RefSeq names its product probable serine/threonine-protein kinase SIS8. The transcript is spliced from 13 exons. NCBI's taxonomy places the organism in Eukaryota, Viridiplantae, Streptophyta, Lycopodiopsida, Selaginellales, Selaginellaceae. Bases 446 to 2287 code for a protein of 613 amino acids. Gene Ontology annotation, biological process: regulation of DNA-templated transcription; protein phosphorylation. The record is from RefSeq and is a predicted model, not a curated record. Gene Ontology annotation, molecular function: protein kinase activity; ATP binding.